Molecule: messenger RNA, 1499 nt
Organism: Sorex fumeus (smoky shrew)
Lineage: Eukaryota; Metazoa; Chordata; Mammalia; Eulipotyphla; Soricidae
Gene: NOB1
Product: NIN1 (RPN12) binding protein 1 homolog
Exons: 9
Coding region: 93-1325 (410 amino acids)
Biological process (GO): ribosomal small subunit biogenesis; maturation of SSU-rRNA
Cellular component (GO): preribosome, small subunit precursor
Molecular function (GO): RNA endonuclease activity
Source: RefSeq, a predicted model, not a curated record
ACGGCUGGUCCCGCCUCCGAGGCCGAAAUCGGGGCGGAACUGGCGUCGUGCGCACGCGCGCGCAUGCGUGCGGCCGCACAGACGCGGCCAAGAUGGCGCCGGUGGAGCACGUUGUUGCGGAUGCGGGGGCUUUCCUGCGGGACGUGGCUCUGCAGGAUAUCGGGAAGAACAUCUACACGAUCCGGGAGGUGGUGCGCGAGAUUCGGGACCGGGCCACCCGCCGGCGGCUCGCCGUCCUGCCCUACGAACUGCACUUCAAGGAGCCCUUCCCGGAGUACAUACGGCUGGUAACUGAGUUUUCAAAGAAAACAGGAGACUAUCCCAGUCUUUCUGCCACGGACAUCCAGGUGCUGGCGCUCACUUACCAGCUAGAAGCGGAGUUUGUGGGGGUGUCUCACCUUAAACAAGAACCAGAAAAGGUCACGGUGAGCUCCUCCAUUCAGCACCCAGAAACGCCUCUGCACGUGUCCGGCUUCCAUCUCCCUUCCAAGCAGCCACGCCAACCCACAGAGCCCAGGCAACCGGCCACUGAGUCCCAGGAGCUGGAGUUCAGCUCAUUCGUGUUCUGGAGAAACCCUCUACCCAGCAUCGAGCAGGACCUCCAGGAGCUGCUGGGCAGCGCAGGUGAUGGCGUGGCCAGCGAGGACGAGGAGGAGGAGGGCUCCGAGGAUGGGAAGGAUGAGGACAGUGACGGGGAUGGGGGUGGAUGGAUCACCCCCAGCAACAUCCGGCGUGUGCAGCAGGAGCUGGGGCAGUGCACCGUCCCGCAGGACGUGCGGGUGGGCUGCGUGACCACAGACUUCGCCAUGCAGAAUGUGUUGCUGCGGAUGGGGCUGCACGCGCUGGCGGUGGACGGCAUGGUCAUCCGCGAGGCCCGCAGCUACGUGCUGCGCUGCCACGGCUGCUUCAGGACAACGUCAGACAUGAGCCGCGUGUUCUGCCCCCACUGUGGGAACCGGACCCUGAAGAAAGUGUCCGUGUCCGUGGGCGCCGACGGGACGCUGCACAUGCACUUCUCCCGCAACCCCAAGGUGCUGAACCCACGCGGCCUGCGGUACUCCCUGCCCAUGCCCAAAGGUGGCAAGUACGCCGUCAACCCUCACCUCACGGAGGACCAGCGCUUCCCACAACUGCGCCUGUCCCAGAAGGCCCGGCAGAAAACCGACGUCUUCGCCCCUGACUACGUCGCUGGGCUGUCCCCCUUCGCAGAGAAUGACAUCUCCAGUCGCUCGGCCACCCUGCAGGUGAGAGACGGCGCCCUGGGCGCCGGCAGGAGGCGCCUGAAUCCCAACGCUUCCAGGAAAAAGUUUGUGAAGAAGAGGUGAAGGGCACUUGCCCUCCGCAGCUGGACUGGAUCACAUGGCCAGAGGCCAGGGAGCUCAACCCCCGCCCCGCACCCCCCAUGGAGCCUCCGCAGAGACCUGGCAGGGAGCUGAGCAGCCUGGCCCUGCUCCACCCGCCAGUGCUCAGGGGGCUUGUGUGGCAGCUGGGCCCUCCCU